AUGGCGAACGCUGGAUCUUCGACUGCGCCGGAACUCACGCCGAAGCAGCUCGCAGAGCAGUGGAAGCGGCAGGGCGGACUCGACGCUCUCCGGAAACAACUCUUGCAGGACUUUCUCGCGUCGCCGGACCGCGACCAACUCCUCUCCUCGCUCGACACCCUCCUCCCCACCGUCCUCUCCUCCUCAACCACCCUCACCCGUCUCCCGCGCAAAGACCGCCCCUCCGCCGUUCUCCGCACACUUCAGCAACGCGUUGCGCUGCGUGAACCGGUUGGAAAGCUAGAAGGAGAGUUGAGGAGCGGGAAGGGGAAGGGGAAGAGGGUGGAGAGGGAGUUGAGGAGGUGUUUGUGUGAGGCUAGGGGGGUGCCGUUCGUUGAGGAGGAGAGUAUGGAGGAGGAGGUGAAGCCUGAGGUGAAAGCGGAGGUGCGGGUCAAGGUGGAGGAGAAGGCGGAAUCCGCUCCAAGUUCGCCACAAGCCUUCGCCAUGCCCGCCAGCACUUCGCAGCCUAUGGCAACAGCCCCUUCCGCUCCGUCUUCGACAGUUCCCGAUCCUCCUGUUCAGCCGACGGACGCAAGCCCGCCUAAUCCGCCCGUACUCGCUGCGGAGGAUGCGCCAGGGCCGACCAUCGAAGCGAACAAUGCCGCGCCAGGCAGUCCAGCGAGUCUCAAAGCGACUGCGGAGACAUCUCAAGCGCUGGACGGAGAUGUCGAGAUGGCGGACGCUGCGACGCCGACACAGAACGGCGCCAGCCCGACGACAGCAUGA
This is a messenger RNA of Rhodotorula toruloides NP11, 765 nucleotides long. Its product is annotated as COMPASS (Complex proteins associated with Set1p) component shg1. The transcript is spliced from 3 exons. Lineage: Eukaryota; Fungi; Basidiomycota; Microbotryomycetes; Sporidiobolales; Sporidiobolaceae. Bases 1 to 765 code for a protein of 254 amino acids. The record is from RefSeq and is a predicted model, not a curated record.